Ahaetulla prasina is the source of this 1277-nucleotide messenger RNA. RefSeq names its product succinate-CoA ligase GDP/ADP-forming subunit alpha (gene SUCLG1). The record is from RefSeq and is a predicted model, not a curated record. NCBI's taxonomy places the organism in Eukaryota, Metazoa, Chordata, Lepidosauria, Squamata, Colubridae. The transcript has 9 exons. Gene Ontology annotation, molecular function: succinate-CoA ligase (GDP-forming) activity; succinate-CoA ligase (ADP-forming) activity. The coding region runs from base 86 to 1081 and encodes 331 amino acids. Gene Ontology annotation, cellular component: mitochondrion; succinate-CoA ligase complex (ADP-forming). Gene Ontology annotation, biological process: tricarboxylic acid cycle.
CGGAAGAGGCGGGCCUUAGCGCCAUCCCGCCCCGCGCCCCUUGUCAUUGGCGGCCCUGCUUGGAGGCACCGCAGGGACGGCGGCGAUGUCUUGCUGCGGAAGCGGCGCCGGAGGCCUCGGCCGCCUCCUUCUGCUCCUGCAGAAGAAUGGGGUACGGCACUGCUCCUAUUCAGCCACCCGGAAAAACCUGUACAUCACUAAAGAUACAAAGGUUAUUUGUCAAGGUUUCACUGGCAAACAGGGCACUUUCCACAGUCAACAGGCCUUAGAGUACGGUACCAAUUUAGUAGGAGGGAUUUCACCCGGCAAAGGGGGAAAAAGCCACUUGGGACUUCCAGUUUUUAAUUCUGUCGAGGAGGCUAAAGUAAAAACGGGUGCUACCGCCUCGUCCAUAUACGUGCCGCCACCCUUCGCUGCCGCUGCCAUCAAUGAAGCCAUUGACGCAGAAAUCUCCCUUGUUGUGUGCAUUACAGAAGGUAUUCCCCAGCAGGACAUGGUGCGCGUCAAACACAGGUUGCUUCGUCAGAACAAGACUCGGCUGGUCGGCCCAAACUGCCCGGGAGUCAUCAACCCUGGAGCAUGUAAAAUUGGGAUCAUGCCUGGACACAUUCACAAGAAAGGAAGAAUCGGCAUUGUAUCCAGAUCUGGCACUUUGACUUACGAAGCCGUCCAUCAAACAACUCAAGUCGGAUUGGGACAGUCCUUCUGUGUUGGGAUCGGAGGGGAUCCCUUUAAUGGGACAAAUUUUAUUGACUGCCUGGAUGUCUUCCUGAAGGACCCCCAGACCAGUGGGAUCAUAUUGAUAGGGGAGAUCGGUGGGAAUGCCGAAGAAGACGCCGCCGACUUCCUUAAACAAAAUAACUCUGGUUCGAACGCCAAACCCGUGGUCUCGUUUAUAGCCGGAGUCACUGCUCCUCCGGGCAGGAGAAUGGGCCACGCAGGAGCCAUCAUUGCCGGUGGAAAAGGUGGAGCCAAAGAGAAGAUUGCAGCCCUGCAGAACGCUGGGGUCGUUGUCAGCAUGUCUCCCGCCCAGCUUGGAUCUACGAUGUACAAGGAGUUUGAGAAGAGGAAAAUGCUAUGAGAAAAGAAUCAAAAAAAAUCACACACUCUUCACUUCCCUCCACUGUAUUCUCCGCGUACUCCUGUUUUAUUUGUCGGAAUACAGCAGCGCUCCGUCUUACGAAAGUCAAAUUUUAAGACCACCAGGGUUGAUUUUGGUGGGUUCUUGAUUUCACAUAUGAUUGUACAUCAAUAGUCAAUAAAUCAAUCUACUACUA